Molecule: messenger RNA, 654 nt
Organism: Lathyrus sativus (Indian pea)
Lineage: Eukaryota; Viridiplantae; Streptophyta; Magnoliopsida; Fabales; Fabaceae
Source: the annotation of a GenBank genome assembly
AUGGCGACACCGGCGGUACCAUCCAAAUCAUCAUCUUCAUCCAAGGGUUGGAUCAAAAAUAUUUCUUCAAUUGCAGCUCGCAUCUACUUUCUCCUCAUCAUCUUUCAAGUUCCCCUUUUCAGGGUUACAUGUAGAUCUGGUGUUUGUACAAACCCUUUACAUGUUACAUCGUCACAGUUAGUUGCAAGUGAGAUAUUUCCAGUUCCAAUUGUGAAGGGUCUUUUGUACCCAGGUGCUGCUUUAAAUGGACUUAUUCACAACAUGACUGUUCCUCGUUGGGAUGAUUUGUUUAAUUUGUAUAACUUGACCACUAUCAAGGAAGCUUCUGCUGUCACCGAUCUCCAACGCUUGGAGGUCCUUGCGGGAAGCUACUUCUCAGUGGCAGGAGCACUUGUUGGUAUUCUGAAACCAGGGAGAAUGAGCAUAUUUGGAUCACUUCUUGUAAUAUGGGGACUGGUCAAAGAAGGGAUUUUAGGAAAGCCAGUAAACAAUGAUCCUUCAUCAGCUGUCUAUGUCUAUCCAACAAUGGUGCUUGCCAUGAUAUGUGCCUUCUCGUCUGUAAAGUAUGAUAUGAAGGUUUCUGCUAGGUCAGCUGUGCCUGUUCGGUCCACUGCUAAACCUCUUAAGAGCUCAACAAAGUCUAAGCUGAAAUGA